AUGAAUAAAAGGUAUAACCAGAAGGAGAUUAAACUGCUUUUACAAAAUAAAGUGAGUUUGGCUGGAUUAGUGGAAACAGGAGUUAAAAGUAAAAAUGUGAACUCAGUUCUUAAAGGAAUAGCACCAGGGUGGCAGGUUCUAUAUAACUAUGUUGAUAGUCCUAAUGGAAGGAUUUGGUUGAAAUGGGAUGAUAACUGGUAUGAGGUCAAGAAGAUUAAUAGCUCAGCUCAAAUGUUGCAUUGUCAGGUAAAUGAAAGAAGUAAAGGCUACCAGUUUAUUUUAACUGUAGUGUAUGGCUUUAAUACAGUUGAACAGAAAAAAAGUUUAUGGAAUGAAAUGGAAUCAAUGGCAAAAGGUAUCUCUCAACCUUGGCUUAUAGUAGGGGAUUUUAAUGUUAUAUUGUCUACUAAGGAUAGAUUAGCUGGUGUGCCUGUUACUACUAAUGAGAUAAAAGAUUUUGGUGAGUGUGUGAGAGACAUGGGGGUUAAUGAAUUGCAGUGGACAAGGAAUUACUACACUUGGACUAACAAACAAUGUGGGAAUGGUAGAAUUUCCAGUAGAAUAGAUAGAGCAUUUGGAAAUGAUGACUGGAUGGAUAAAUGGGGGCAUCAACAUGGGAAAGGUAGCUUUAAAUUCUUCAAUGUUUGGACUGAGCAUGAGAGUUUUAUGGAAAUAGUAGAAACUAUCUGGAAAAAAGAGUAUGGUUAUAACAAAAUGAAGCAGGUGUGGUGUAAAUUGAAGGAUCUUCAGCAUGUGCUAAAACAGUUAAACAGGAAAGAAUUCAAGUGUAUUGGGAAACAGAUUGAUAUGGCUAGAAUAGAGGUUGCAAAUGUUCAAAUCCAGCUAAAUGAGCAAGUUACUGAUGAGUUUAUUGUGAAGGAGAAAGAGUUGUUGAUUAAGCUUGAAAAAUGGUCAUUGAUAGAAGAAAGUGCUCUGAGACAGAAAUCAAGGAUCAAAUGGAUACAAUUAGGGGAUGCAAAUAACAAGUAUUUCAGUUCAGUCAUUAAAGAGAGAACUAAAAAAAACAAAUAA
Molecule: messenger RNA, 1032 nt
Organism: Solanum lycopersicum (tomato)
Lineage: Eukaryota; Viridiplantae; Streptophyta; Magnoliopsida; Solanales; Solanaceae
Source: RefSeq, a predicted model, not a curated record